GGGGUUUCAAUCUGAAUAAUUGAAGAGCGAUUCAGCAACGUCCGCUGUCUCCUGCCUUCCUUUAUCACUACCACCGCCCUCAUCUCAGCUCUAAGUGCAGACCGCCGGACAUUAGCAUCCAGUUCAGGCCAUCACCUCCAGCCCCUCUGACGUUUGUGCCCAAGACCAGGCUGCUGUGUCUUCCACUGGGCCUUUCAUGAAAGGACAAGCACUAAUUGCUCCAUGAGUUCCAGGAUCAUCCACUAAGGCUCCCAUAGGCCUUUCUAUCUAUCAGCAAACCUUCACUGCAACCCUACUGUUAAAGAUGAGUGGCUUUCUGGCCUCACUGGACCCGAGGCGGGUACAGUGGGGAGCCGCCUGGUAUGCAAUGCACUCUCGGAUCCUGCGCACCAAACCAGUGGAGUCCAUGCUGGAGGGAACUGGGACCACCUCGGCGCAUGGUACCAAGCUAGCCCAGGUUCUCACCACUGUAGACCUCAUCUCUCUUGGAGUCGGCAGCUGUGUGGGCACUGGCAUGUAUGUGGUGUCUGGCCUGGUGGCCAAGGAGAUGGCAGGGCCUGGGGUCAUCGUGUCCUUCAUCAUUGCUGCUGUUGCAUCUAUAUUAUCAGGUGUGUGCUAUGCAGAGUUUGGAGUCCGAGUCCCCAAGACCACAGGAUCUGCCUACACCUACAGCUAUGUCACCGUUGGGGAGUUCGUGGCAUUUUUCAUCGGCUGGAACUUGAUUCUGGAGUACCUGAUUGGCACGGCAGCUGGUGCCAGUGCUCUGAGCAGUAUGUUUGACUCCCUGGCAAACCACAGCAUCAGCCGCUGGAUGGUGGACACCGUGGGAACCCUCAACGGCCUGGGGAAAGGGGAAGAGUCGUACCCAGACCUUCUGGCUCUGGUGAUUGCCGUCAUCGUGACCAUCAUUGUGGCUCUGGGAGUGAAAAACUCUGUGGGCUUCAACAACGUCCUCAAUGUGCUGAACCUGGCAGUGUGGGUGUUCAUCAUGAUCGCAGGCCUCUUCUUCAUCAAUGGCAAAUACUGGGCUGAAGGCCAGUUCUUGCCCCACGGAUGGUCAGGGGUGCUGCAAGGAGCAGCCACGUGCUUCUAUGCUUUCAUUGGCUUUGACAUCAUUGCCACCACGGGUGAGGAAGCCAAGAACCCCAACACAUCCAUCCCUUACGCCAUCACGGCAUCCCUGGUCAUCUGCCUGACAGCGUAUGUGUCUGUGAGCAUGAUCUUAACCCUGAUGGUACCAUAUUACGCCAUUGACACAGAGUCCCCGCUCAUGGAGAUGUUUGUGGCCCAUGGCUUCUAUGCUGCGAAGUUUGUAGUGGCCAUUGGCUCGGUGGCAGGACUGACCGUCAGCUUGCUGGGCUCCCUGUUCCCCAUGCCCAGGGUCAUUUACGCCAUGGCUGGCGAUGGGCUGCUUUUCAGGUUCCUGGCUCACGUGAGCUCCUACACAGAGACACCAGUGGUAGCUUGCAUAGUGUCAGGCUUCCUGGCUGCUCUCCUCUCUCUGCUGGUGAGCCUGAGGGACCUCAUAGAGAUGAUGUCCAUCGGCACGCUCCUCGCCUACACCCUGGUCUCUGUCUGUGUCUUGCUUCUUCGGUAUCAACCUGAGAGCGACAUCGAUGGUUUUGUCAAGUUCCUGUCUGAGGAGCACACCAAGAAGAAGGAAGGCAUCCUGGCUGACUGUGAGAAGGAAACUUGUUCUCCUGUGAGUGAAGGGGAGGAAUUUUCCAGCCCAGCCACCAACACCUGUGGGGCCAAAAACCUGCCGUCCUUGGGAGACAAUGAGAUGCUCAUAGGGAAAUCAGAUAAGUCCGCCUACAACGUCAACCACCCCAACUACGGCACUGUGGAUAUGACCACGGGCAUAGAAGCCGAUGAAUCAGAAAACAUCUAUCUCAUCAAGUUGAAGAAGCUGAUCGGACCCCGUUACUACACCAUGAGAAUCCGGCUGGGCCUUCCAGGCAAAAUGGACCGGCCCACGGCGGCGACCGGGCACACGGUGACCAUCUGCGUGCUCCUGCUGUUCAUCCUCAUGUUCAUCUUCUGCUCCUUCAUCAUCUUUGGCUCUGAGUACAUCUCAGGCCAGAGCUGGUGGGCCAUCCUUCUGGUCGUUCUGAUGAUGCUGCUGAUCAGUGUGCUGGUGUUUGUAAUCCUGCAGCAGCCAGAGAACCCCAAGAAGCUGCCGUACAUGGCCCCCUGCCUCCCCUUUGUACCUGCCUUUGCCAUGUUGGUGAAUAUCUAUCUCAUGCUAAAGCUCUCCACCAUCACAUGGAUCCGGUUUGCGGUCUGGUGCUUUGUGGGUAUGCUCAUUUAUUUUGGGUAUGGCAUCUGGAACAGCACCUUGGAAAUCAGCGCCCGAGAGCAAGCCCUGCAUCAGAGCACGUACCAGCGCUACGAUGUGGAUGAUCCCUUUUCUGUGGAGGAGGGGUUCUCCUACGCCACCGAGGGCGAGAGCCAGGAGGACUGGGGUGGGCCCGCCGAGGACAAAGGCUUCUAUUACCAACAGAUGUCAGAUGCGAAGGCAAACAGCCGGACGAGUAGCAAAGCGAAAAGCAAAAGCAAACACAAACAGAACUCGGAGGCCCUGAUUGCAAAUGACGAGUUAGAUUGCUCUCCGGAGUAAGACUAACCGCGCAGGAGCCUAGAGAGGGUGGUUUCUUAGUACAUCAGCCUAUGUGCUAGAAGGUGGAAACUUCUUCCAACUCUCAUUUCACAAACCCAGCCUUUCCCCAAGGUCCAUCCCCAGGCAUAACCUGUCAUUUGCUACUUUUGCUCUUCAGGGGAAUUCUGUUGAAGGGUUUUACCCAGGGCCCUUAACUAGCCCUCUUGUUAAACAAACAAACAAACAAAAAUCAAACUCAAAAGACUACAUGAAAUUCUGUUAGUGAGAUGCCCAGCCGAUGGCAGCAAAUGUUUGCUUUGCAGGAUGGAUCUUUGUGCUUCUUACAGAGAUGGAGGAAGCUUCCUCCAUCCCACCUGAGAACACAGCCCCGGGGGAAGGAGCCACAAAGGUGGCGGCAGUGCAGUGUGAGGCAGCUGUCAGCCCAUCCAGAGCAGCGCUGUGAGCUCCUCCCCCAGGUCAGUAGGUCAGGCUGUUUCAGGACUUUCUCUGUCAGCAACACUGUGUCCUUACAUCUCACCUCACCUUCUCACUAAACUUCCCACUAACCGUGGAGCAGACCCACGGUUCCUCACUCACCAAAGUUCUUACAGUUUCCAGACUAUAAUUUUAGGAUCCAGAAAGGACUCGGAGAACGCAUCCCCCACAAAGCACCCAUGCAGACACAGUAGUAUAGUUAGACCCACCAUCAGAGCUUGAGGAAAAAAAAAAAGGUAAAAGCUUAGAUAGCAAUCUCUUACAGAGGUCAGAAAAGCAUUGGCAGACAUGAACUGUCUGUCAUGCAUUCCCUUAUACCAGACCUUGAGCUCCUGCCACGAUGGUGAAAGGGCAGAGGUGGGCUGUGACGCCAUGCCUCUGAUAUGCCUGGAAUAAGUAGGCUAUUUGUUUUACAAUCUGAUAAAAAGUCUUUUCGAGGAGAAGUAACUCUGCCACUGAGAUCACAUUACAAAUCUUACUUCAUAUUUCUAAAAUUAUAAACUCUGCAGAGGGUUUUUUUUUUUUUAAUUUUUCAAGCUAGGCAACCACUUGGCUGGCUGCUGCUGUUGAAAACGGUGGUGCAGAAGGCCAGGGACUUAGGUCAAUGAGCUCAGAGAGAUCACACUCCCACACGGACCUCAUGCUUCGGAAGAGCUCGCUUUUAGAGUAUUUUUUCCUGUUCCUUCCCAAAGUACUUUCACAGAGCCCCAGAGAAAUGCUACCUGGUGACAUUUAAGUGUAGGCCACCGGAGGAAUGCUUAAAAGAAUUUUCCCAAAACAGGACAGAUGAAUCUGUGACAGGAAAAGCCUGUGAGUUAUAUCCCCCCAGCAGCCAUGGAUCCCAUGGCUUCAACAGCGGGUGUACUUGUGUAUGAAGACAAUUUUCCUCACACUAAGAUUUUUGUGAGAAUUUUCUGGAAGUAGGGCAAAGACCAAACCCCCUCUUUAUCAUCUGCCAAAAAUUCUCCUGAGAAUCAACAAACAUUCUCCUUUCUUAAAGUCUGAAGCUGAUGUCUUCUUGGCAUGCACUAGAGUUACAGAGAAAAGGUGCGCUUCCUGUUGCGCUAACUCGCUGAAAUACACCAGUGGCUAAGUGGCAGGCAUGAGGAGACCUGUAACUUCCUCCCUUGGAGCUUACAGUACAGGGAGGUGCAGUUUUGGAGCCCCAUGACCAAUGCAAGAGGCAUACCAGAAAAAUAUCAGUUGAAAUUAUUUUUUAAGACAAUGCAUAAUAAAUUGCAUACCAUGCCCCUAGCUAGUCUAUGCCAUUGCAAUCAAAUAAUUACAGUUUUUAGAUCACUUCAUAUUAAUUACAUAGAACCCAGUAUAUUCAUGGUAUCAUUUUUAUGUAAAGUCUGACAAAACUGUGUAUCCUCUUUCUUAAACUUAACCACCAUGAUCCAGUGUCUGGCCUGCGACAAAUCACCCUGGAAAAUUCACUGUCAAAUUGAUCUCAUGAUGUUAAAACCUAAGUUUUAAACUGGUUUAGGAGCAAGAAAUCUGCCUGGUUAAAUUGCAUCUAUUAAGCUGAAGUCGUGGGUAACCUUCUCUCCCUUAGGUGUGUUUAGAAGAAAUAUGGAUACAAAGUGACAGAUUUUCAUGUGAGUAGAAAGUUUCCUUUUACUGCUGGUGUUUAGGUAUAAAAGUAGCAAUGGUCUGGUGGCAGCUGUGUGCAUCUUCUGUAGCCUAAGAGAGUGAGCAUGGGUUAUAUUAGUUAAUGCUAUUGGUGUUGAUUCUGUGCAGAGCCAAGGAAUUGAUCUCAUUUCAUAAGCCAUUUGUCUCCGUUGGUAGCUUUGGAUGUCUUUGCUCUCUUUAUUUUUCUAACAUUGUUGGGGUCAUCUUCUUAGCUAUCUUGGUUUUUUAAACAUUGUUUGGAAAGUUUUCUCAGGUACAUAGCAAGGUUCAUUGUGUUUCUCAGCUCUUAUGGAAGAGUCCCAGGUUUCACAAGGCAACUUUCAAAUACCAUCAACCACAGAAAUGACAAUAUCAGCUAACAUAUCUGAAUACUGUAUUUGUGAGGUUUCAUUAAAAGAAGGGUCCCUUUAUAAAUAUUUAUCUUAGGAAAUCUCUUCUGGUGGGUUUCAGUGUGUGUGAAGCCGAUAAUUUAAUAUCUUUGAAUUCUAUUUAUUUAUCAAUACUCUGCAUCAUUUCAGAAAGAUUGGAGGCAGCUAUUAAAAUGCAUGUGCUCGGGCUGGUGAGAUGGCUCAGUGGGUAAGAGCACCCGACUGCUCUUCCGAAGGUCUGGAGUUCAAAUCCCAGCAACCACAUGGUGGCUCACAACCACCCAUAAUGAGAUCUGAUGCCCUCUUCUGGUGUGUCUGAAGACAGCUACAGUGUACUUACGUAUAAUAAAUAAGUAAAUAAAUCUUAAAAAAAAAAUGCAUGUGCUCCAAAACAAAAGGGGUGAGCACAACUGAAACAGAAGAGAGGGUAACACUAAGCCAGAAGUGUGUAUAGUGCACAGGUGCAGAACUUUCAAGGGCUUGGCUACAUUUUCCGAUGAAGGGUGUCUUAGUCAGGGUUUCUAUUCCUGCACAAACAUCAUGACCAAGAAGCAAGUUGGGGAGGAAAGGGUUUAUUCAGCUUACACUUCCACAUUGCUGUUCAUCACCAAGGAAGUCAGGACUGGAACUCAAGCAGGUCAGGAAGCAGGAGCUGAUGCAGAGGCCAUGGAGGGAUGUGCCUUACUGGCAUCUUGGAAAAUAAUAGACUUGUCAGUAAUGACAACCAGUACUGCUACAUGAUUAAAAUAAGCCCUUCCCCCAUAAGGGCACAGACCUCUAAAGUCCACAGAGAAGCGUCAAGCCUAAGUUGCACAGCCACAUGCGCCUGCUGGGUAGUGGCUAUCAAGAAAUAACAGCGAGGUGGUGGUGGCACACACCUUUAACCCCAGCACUCAAAGGCAGAGGCAGGCAGAUCUCUGAGUUUGAGGCUAGCCUGAUCCACAGAGGGAGUUCCGAGACAGACAGGGAUACACAGAGAAAUUCUGUCUUGGAAGAAAAAAAGAAAUAAUCUUGUGAUAGGUUGCAUGGGAAAACUGAGUGAAUGAAUGAAAUAGAGAGGAAUCAGCUAUUCAGCAGUUAUUCAUACUGCACCCACUGUGUGCUCUAGUGUAUUGUGAUGCCAUAAUAUGUGAAAGGCUUCACUCCUAAGAAUGAGAUCUGUGGCUGGCCAGACAGACAUGGGGUCAAAGGCGUGCCUCACCUAGCUUCACUUUGACCCUUGGACCCUGCAUGGAUAUGAAAGGAGAGCACUGACUCCACCUCAUUAUUCUCUGAUGUGAGUGCUCUGGAACACAUGCACACAUGCUCACCUCUGGGCUUGUCAUUGCUAAAAUUCAGUCCGUUUUGGAAAAUAAGACCAAGAGAAGUGUCUACACUGCUGAAAGGGCUUCAGACACUGAACACCCUUUAAAUCACUCGUAUUAGAAAGCACAUUACCAGAGACUCCCUCUUCUAAAUAUACAGAAUCAUAAAGAGAAUUUCCAUCUGUCCGAGUAUCCACCCGAGAGAGACUAGGGAAAAUCACUGUCUCAUCUGCCACUGGGUUUUCCCCAGGGGCUGAGGGAAUUCCUGAGAUCCAGACAGAGGCUUCCUACCUUCUGUCUAAUGCUCUGUGAUAUAAGGUCAAAAGACAGGAUAAGGUGAAGCCAGAACGGGAUCCGCUCAGGAAGUCCUGGGGGCACUGGUCCAUCCUUAGACUCUAGUCUCCACAUAGGGAGUGGGCCAGAGCUGGCUUCUAUUUCCUAUGGAGAGGUAGGGAAGAGAGCUAAGAAAAGGUGCCAGGGCAGGGUGGUGGGGUUUCUCUGCACUCUUGUGCCUGGUUCAAAGAGACUUGUUAAGGCAGGGGUUUCCAACACAUCUUUAGGAAGUCUCCCUCUGUCAGCCCUGCUCCCCGGUUUUAAUGCUGAUCAUUCGUUUAUCCACAGAGAGGCCCUUUGGAGACCCUAAGGCCAGCUGUGAAUCAGCAGUGGCCUGACCUUGUAAAAGUUCCCAGUUUCAGUUAACAUUAUUUCAGGCUAGAAACAGCACCCCAACCCACAGUCCCCACACCAGCAGGACCAGAGGCUGUCUCCUCCCAGAACUGUCUCGGAGUGUAUGUUUGACUGCUGACAGACAGACAGUAAAACACCUCUGCCAGCCUUAUGUCCUGCUUUACUUUCUCUAAUACGUUAGAACAGGGACCGUCUCAUUUGCCUUUUUUUUUUAAAUCCUUAAAAGCAACUUCCUUUCUGGACCGCUUUCCUCGUGGCUGCCCCGCUCUCUUCACUCACUUCACUUCGUUUCAGCAGCUCACGAGUCAUUCUGAAACACUCAGGCACAUGCCUUUUGCCAAAAUUACUUCUCUAAGAAAUAUAGAACAUGGAGCAGGAGAGCGAGCUCAGCAGUGAAAAGCACUCGCUAUUCUUCCGCAGGACCUGAGUUUGAUCCCCAGGGCUCACCAAUGUCCUCCGCCCACCUGUCACUCCAGCUCCAGGGGCUACAGUGCCCUCUUCUGUCCUCCUCGGGUACUGAACUCGCGUGAACAUACACACAGUCACAUACACACAUAUAUUUUUAAAUAAAAAGGUUUUUUUGAAGAAACAUGGGAUAUUCUCGUUUCAUGUUUAGGGAUUAAAAGCCCCAAAGUGUUUAAGUUAAAGUCUACCAGAAAUACAUAUGUAUUUUUGCCAUAUCAGCUAGAAUAGUGUUAAAACCGCUCAUCAGUACUCUACAUGCAUGGAAUUACACAGCCCAAAGGAGACUUCCACAGACACCAGGGUUGAAGCUCCUGACCGCAGGUGACGCUAACCUCUUACUCCUUAAGAACAUUUAGUGCACGUUAGAUCACGUAGAGAAGAAGAAUGGCGUCCUGUUAGAACCAGGAAGCACGGGCAGCCUGGGUUUCUGUUAAGAGCCCCCUCUGUGCUCUUUCUUGUUUCUGUUUCCAGUUUCCUGACAUUAACACUGGUGGUACUAGCUAAUGGAAACUGGGUGGUAUGAAUUCUGUGAGAAGCACAGACUCUGAAGGGCUGUGUUCAUUCUGGUGUUGGGAUGAUGGCGUCCUGGUCCAAGGACAUCCACUGAGUGUGGUGGCUGAUGACUGGUCAUAUUCACAGUCAGAAAGUUGAGACAUCACAUUGGAAAUCACGAGCACCCACUUUCCAAAGCAGAGACUCUGUUAAUGUUGUAAACGCACCUAAAUACCUCAACUCUCUGGGCUGAGAGAAGGCGCUUCAGGCUUGUAAGAGGGCGGCUAAUGUACUCAAUCCACGAAGUCACACCAUCCAGACCCGACAUGCUAGAUUUUCUCACUGUGAGAAAGUAACACAACCAUUCAAUUCCUAUCCCAAAGUUAUAAAUACGAUCUGUAAAUUUCACUAACUUGGUUCCGUUGCGUUUGGUCCUUAACGAGUAUAACUUGCAUUUGCAGAUGGUGAUUUCUGGUGUGUUCUCUGCUGCUUCCCUUUUCCUGUAUGAAAUUGCUGUAUUGUUACUGUGUGUUCGUUUUGUGGUUCCUAACUCCCAUUGGUGCACCAUACAAUGGGGUAUUGUAAUGUUCCUUGACGAAAGAGAUAAUAUGCACAUGUACUAUAAAGUGUGUUUUAUUUUCAAAUGACUGUGGUGUUGAUAAUAUUUUGAUUUAUCAAAAUACUAAGGGAAAGUUAUAAAUUUACCAAAAUGUGUAUAUUUUAAUAAAUGCAUAAAGCUUUAUUGUGUGCCUUUACAUUUAAAUUUUUGGUUAUUAAAAAGAAAGUCAGAAACAAAA
Messenger RNA from Mus musculus (house mouse), 8842 nucleotides. RefSeq names its product solute carrier family 7 (cationic amino acid transporter, y+ system), member 14 (gene Slc7a14). Gene Ontology annotation, biological process: amino acid transmembrane transport; carboxylic acid transmembrane transport; transmembrane transport. Gene Ontology annotation, molecular function: transmembrane transporter activity; amino acid transmembrane transporter activity; carboxylic acid transmembrane transporter activity. NCBI's taxonomy places the organism in Eukaryota, Metazoa, Chordata, Mammalia, Rodentia, Muridae. The coding region runs from base 305 to 2620 and encodes 771 amino acids. The record is from RefSeq and is marked validated. Gene Ontology annotation, cellular component: lysosomal membrane; membrane. The transcript has 8 exons.